AUGACCAAUGAUGAAGAAUCAAAGGCAACCAAGGCGGACUCUGAAGAACUUUCCAAGGAACGAUGGUACUCCACGCUUUUUCAAAUUGUAAUACCAUUUUUUCUGGCCGGCCUGGGCACGAUUACGGCCGGACUUAUGCUAGGCAAAGUGCAGGAUUGGACGGUUUACCUUCACGUUAACGAACUCUUCGUCCUGGUAUCCGUGCUAUGCGGCCUGAAAGGUAACCUGGAUAUGUGCGUGGCCUCGCGCAUUUGCACCCACUCCAAUAUUGGCGAUCUGUCCAACCGGAAGACAGUGCUGAAGAUAGUCGUCGGCAAUAUGGCCCUCGUUCAGCUGCAGGCCAUCAUCUGUGCCUUGCUGCUCAGCCUGAUGACGGUGGCGGUCAGCACUGCGGUGAACCGGAAGCAUAACUAUAAGCACUUCCCUCUCUUGGCAGCGGCAGCUCUGAUCACCUCCAGUUUCUCCUGCUUUCUGCUCGAUUCCUUUUUAAUGGUUAUUGUCCUGUUCUCAAGCCGCUACCAUUUCAAUCCGGACUACAUGGCCAUACCAAUCGUGGCUUCCCUCGGCGACGUGGUGACCAUCAGCGUGCUCUCCUUUACGGCAGCCUCGAUAAAUAGCCUGUCCGAGGCAUAUAGCUGGAUCAGCAUUUGCGUGGUGGUCAUCUACCUGGUCGUUUUACUGCCCAUUUGGCUGUUGUUGGCGGUCCGGAACGUCUAUGUGCGCCCCAUAUUGUGGAUCAGCUGGAUACCCGUGAUCGGGGCACUGUGCAUUAGCCAGGUCGCCGGAUUCGUGCUUAGCUCUUGCGUGAAGGACUUUCGCGCCUUUGCCAUUUUUUCGCCUAUUAUAAAUGGGAUCGGAGGCAACCUAGUCUCCGUGCAGGCCAGUCACAUGGGCAGCGUCUUGUACAUGCGGUCCGAUCUGGGCAAUCUGCCUGGAGAUACCCGGAUUCUGGAGUGGCCACAUCGAAUCUACUUUCGUGGCACUGUCUACUCCCGCGUGGUUCGCAUUCUCAUUGCCAUCUCAGUGCCGGGCAAUGCGGUACUCUUCUUGCUGGCGGAUUACAUAUACUUCUCCUACCUGGCUGCCAAAUGGACCUUCGUAGUCGCCUUCUUGGUCAUUAGCCUGAUCCAACUGCUUAUCUUGCUGUGGCUGGCGCAUGCUUUGGUCCAUUUGCUUUGGCACUGCAAAAUAGAUCCGGAUACGGCCGCGAUUCCAUAUCUGACCGCCGUGGGCGACUCACUGGGCACGGGCCUCCUGGCAGUGAUGUUCCACCUGCUGAGGUUGGCCAAGCAGGAGUUUCAGUCGCCGAAGAAAUCGUUGGUGAGAAUCAGUUUUUAA
This is a messenger RNA of Drosophila kikkawai, 1338 nucleotides long. Lineage: Eukaryota; Metazoa; Arthropoda; Insecta; Diptera; Drosophilidae. The record is from RefSeq and is a predicted model, not a curated record.